GAGGGGAAGAAGAAGAAGUCAGGAACUUAAACACUUAUUAUGGCCCAGUUGAAUCCUGAAGCCUCCAUUAAUGGGGUGGCAGCUGAUCGAGUAGUGCCACAGGAUACCCCAGUACUAGAUGAAGGUAAUGAACAGCAGUUGGAAGAAUUAUUGGGUGAUAAUGCAGAUUAUGAUGAGGAAGCCGAAGAGAAGAGGUAUUACCGACGGAAGAGAUUGCUAACAGUGAAAAGUGUUUUAUCUGCAAGUCUGGGAGCAGCUAUGACAUAUGGUGUCUACCUAGGACUCCUUGAGAUGCAACUGAUUUUACAUUAUGAUGAAACCUACAGAGAAGUGAAAUAUGGUAACAUGGGAUUGCAGGAUAUUGAUAACAAGAUGCUGAUGGGUAUUAAUGUCACCCCAAUUGCUGCCCUGCUAUAUACUCCUGUUCUUAUCAGGUACUUUGGUACAAAAUGGAUGCUGUUCCUCUCCUCUGGGAUCUAUGCUUUGUUUGUCUCCACCAACUACUGGGAAAGAUACUACACACUUGUCCCUUCUGCUACAGUCAUUGGAGCCAUGAUUGUCCCCUUCUGGGCAUCAAUAGGCAACUACAUUACCAGAAUGGCUCAAAGAUAUUAUGAAUUUGCUAAUUAUAAAGAGGAGAACAUGCGAGAACAGCGCAAGCUGCCACGAGGAGCCAGCCACAAGUAUAUCAUCAUAUUUCAGAGCAUUUUCUUUUCUGUCUUCCAUCUGUGCUUUAUUUUGUCCCAGUUCCCAGUUUACUUCUUCCUUGGUAGAUUCUUAUAUGGGUAUAACCACACAUUAUGUGAUGUCAAGCAGUGUGGUGCAUCCAUCCCACAUGGACUUCUUCCAGGGUUUAAUGUGACUGUCCUACAUUCUCUGCCUUCCAGUGUGAAUCUUAUCUAUAUGGAAAGUGUGCUCAUGUUGGUUGCUCUGUCAUCUAUGCUACUGAUCCUGAUCCUCUGUGGUUCAGCAUAUCGGCCAACUGAAGAGAUUGACCUCCGAAGUAUCGGCUGGGGUAACAUUUUCCAGUUACCCUUCAAGCAUGCCAGAGACUAUCGCCUGCGCUGUUUGAGUCCUUACUUCCUUUACACUGGAUUUGAGGUUCUGUUUGCCUGCACUGGGUUUGCUUUGGGUUAUGGGGUAUGCUCAAUUGGGCUGGAGAAUCUUCCACAUAUCCUAACAGCUUAUGGUCUUUCAGCCUGCGUCUUCUCUUCUUUUGCACUUUUGUUUCUUCGCCUUCCUCGACAAAUCCCAUUGUUAGUUGGACCAUUACUCCAUUCCUGUAUCCUGAUUGGACUGUUUUUCUGGAGUCCAACUCCCAAGGACCAGUCACAGAGUCCUGUGCUGUAUUUGGUGGCUGUCCUGUGGGGUAUGGGCAGUGCUAUGAACAAGACCAGUGUCAGCAUUUUAAUAGGGAUGUUUUAUGAGGAUAAAGGACGUCAAGACUUUGUGUUCACUAUCUACCACUGGCUCCAAGCACUCGCUAUAUUUAUUGUAUAUCUCUGGUCUGGACUACCCAUGAUGGCAAAACUGGGAUUAGUACUGGCCUCUGCCUUGAUAUCGGUUCUCUCAUACCUAUGGAUGGAGCAUAAGAUUAGCCUAAAGGUACAACCUCGAAUCCCUAAGAUUCCUUCCCCACGUCACAAAGUAAAAGGCUACCGUUACCUGGAAGAAGAGAAUUCUGAUGAGUCUGACUCUGAAGAGGAGGGAAAUAACAGUGACAUAGCCGGGGGCGAAAUAUCAGCAAGUGAAGAAGACUACAGAGAGCAGCCACUUCAGAGGAGGAGAACACACAAAAAGAGCAGCUGUUAUGAGCAAGCUGUGGCGGAAUAAUUUAGGCCAAUGUUGUCACACAGUUUAUAUAUUGAUCUUGCCAUCAAAUUAAUGCAUUCCCAAUUUAUUAUAUUCUUCUAUGAUGUGGCCUUUACAGUACAGGUUUCUAGAACAACUCAUUUGGAAUAAUUUUCUUUUUUUUUUUUUGUUUCUUAAUAUUUAGAAUUUUUGACAGCGAAAAAAACUCCUGAGGGUAAGGGAGUGUAGGAAGGGGUUGGCAUGGGACAUAAAGGGGAACUACAACCUCAUGGAAGCAGCCAUGUAGUGGGAUCAUGGUAAUGAAGGGCUAUGCAGUGCUGCUUGCAUCAAGAGCAUGUGAUAUGGGAUUAAGGGCUAUGACCUUGAGGUUCCAAGAUAGGGCUGUAAUAGGGCUUUUUCUCUGGUGGUAAUAAGUACAGCUGCUAUCAAAGCAAAGGUCUAAGGAGUUCCACUUGGUCUGGACGAGUUAUUUAAAUCUAGUGAUGACAAUUUAGACUUUAAUUCCAUCUAUAAAAAAAAAAAGUGAAAAACGGCUGUGUGGAGGUCAUUUUUGUAAUGGCCAUCACAUGGCUGUUUUCAGAGCUGAUUAAAGUCUGUGGGGCUAUUCUCAUGGGCAUUUUUUAGUGGCCAAUAAAUAGCAGCCGUCAACACAUAGGACAUGUCCUGUUUAUGGAUGUUCUCAUUGAAAUCAAUGGGCCCAUUUUUAAGUGCAUCCAUCUAACUGCCAAUAAAAACGACCUCAUCAACUUGAA
Molecule: messenger RNA, 2564 nt
Organism: Bufo gargarizans (Asiatic toad)
Lineage: Eukaryota; Metazoa; Chordata; Amphibia; Anura; Bufonidae
Gene: UNC93B1
Product: unc-93 homolog B1, TLR signaling regulator
Exons: 12
Coding region: 40-1833 (597 amino acids)
Biological process (GO): toll-like receptor 3 signaling pathway; toll-like receptor signaling pathway; toll-like receptor 7 signaling pathway
Cellular component (GO): endosome; lysosome
Molecular function (GO): Toll-like receptor binding
Source: RefSeq, a predicted model, not a curated record